Molecule: messenger RNA, 2649 nt
Organism: Cyphellophora europaea CBS 101466
Lineage: Eukaryota; Fungi; Ascomycota; Eurotiomycetes; Chaetothyriales; Cyphellophoraceae
Exons: 1
Coding region: 1-2649 (882 amino acids)
Source: RefSeq, a predicted model, not a curated record
AUGGACGUCGAGCACGAUGAACUUCCACCUCUCCCUCAAUUAUCCUCGAACACAUCACCAAAGCGUCCGCGACGUCGACCUCCGAUAGGGCCCAGAACCGCCUUUGUCUCGUCCGCCGUUGUUCCCCACCCGGGUCCCGACCAAGUCAUAUCUACUCUGAUAGACUCAUUAACCGCAAUAUCGCAAAGCGCACGAGAUCAAUUGAAACUCGAUCUUGCUGCCGACGCACCACUCAACACUGUCCACUCUGAGAGACCCAGCGACGAUUUUGACUUUGACGGACCGCCAUCUCCAGGCUCAUACUACGCCGAAAGCGCUUUCGCUGCCUCGAUUAUCCCUGCGUCAGAUGUCGACGAUGAUAGCGACGGAGAUGCAGCCGCGCCACCCGUAAUUCGCUUCUCACGGGCGCCUCCGGUACUGCCCAAGAGGAGGUCUAAGAAGUUGGGCUCUAGCCAAUCUUUUAAUACCAUGCUUUCUGACCGAAGCAUUUCAAUUCGGACUUCUAUGCAGAGCAUGCGGUCGCAGGACGGUUCGAACGCGCAGAGUCUGAACGUGCUCAACAAGCGUAAUAAUUCUGUCACAAGUUUAGCUUUGUCCAUGAUGAGCAGUCGAAGCCGGAAAACGUCGCCGGUGAAGACGUCGCGCAACCCCAGUCCACAGCCCCGACCAGAGCCAGGCCCCCCAGCCUCUGCUACGCCGGUGCAGCAUGGUCCAAGCGAGCAGGAUUCAUCACCAAAAAGGCGGGAUAGCACCAGUAAUGACCGUGGAGACGACUCCCAUGCCAGCAGUACGCUUAGUCCGCUGAAUCGAGAGAAGCUUGAGGAACAUUUGAUUCCCUCCCGGCAAUCGUCAAUCAGGAAAGCAGAGCGCAUGGGACAGCAUAGGCACUCGACCGGAAGUCGCGAUUUGAAAGACCUAAAGAUCGACGAGGAACUGAUAGGCUCGGAUGAUUCGACAGUCAGAAGGAUAAGAGAGCUCCAGGAGGCGCGCGAGAAGCGCCACAGUGAAUGGCGCAAAGAAUCCGCCCUGAGCCCGGAAAGGUCGUCCAAGCGCCAUUCUGCACCGAGUCCAAAACCUUUAAGAAGGUCUAGUACCUAUCAAAGCUCCAAACUCUCGGUGACAGAAGUUUUGGUUGAGUCUGAACAGGAAGCGUCUCCACAGCUUUCUGCUCGAGUGAAUGCGACUGACUUGGUUCUGAUGCCGGCAUUGGUUGCAACUGGUAACGACGACAGCCCCUUGACGCCUGUGGGGGACACAGCGAGCGAAACUCAAUCUGCGCGUCCUGCAACUCACAGUCCAGCAACAGUUCCCAAACUUGCUUCACCUACACCUCCUCUCAAUCGAGGCACUUCCAUGCAGCACAAACGUACAUCUGUCACUUCGAACAAGGCCGACUCGAGAGCCGAGGACAUUAAAACCAUAUCAGACGAGGUCGAGGCAUUUCUAAGCGCCCCACGCUUGACACAGAAACUGCGGCAUCCUCGGACUGGCCGUACAAUUGCAUUCUCAGAAGUCGGUGAUCCGAAUGGCUUCGUUGUAUUCUGCUGUGUGGGCAUGGGCCUGACAAGAUUCGUGACGUCUUUCUACGAUGAGCUGGCACGGACCUUGAAACUCAGAAUCAUUACACCCGACAGGCCUGGCGUGGGAGAAAGCGAGGCGGUACCCGAACGCCUCAACAACCCGCUAACAUGGGUUGAUGAUGUCGCUGUUAUCUGCCACAUGCUGGAAAUCACGCGCUUCUCACUCCUAGCCCACUCUGCGGGAACCAUCUUUGCCCUAGCAACGGCGCUGAAAAUGCCUCAAUUCGUGCGUGGACGAAUCCAUCUUUUGGCUCCAUGGAUACCGCCGUCUCAGAUGCCCAAAGGAGCCGUGGGUGGCACAGAUGCUCAACCUGUCGCCAAUUUGCCAAUGUCACACAGGAUCUUGAGCGUUCUUCCAGCACCAAUGCUGAAAGUCGCCAAUUCGAGAUUUCUCUCAGCGACAAGUGCCUCGGUCGAGGCCAAGCCGUUGAAAAACAAAAAAAGCAAACAUUUGGAUAGCUUAGACGCUGAACUGUUUCAGUCAUAUGAUGACUUGAACGGUUCUUCCUUUGUAUCGGCCUCUGAUCUCGAGGCACCUCCCUCAGUGAGAGGCAUGAACAGAGAGGCACAUGCCCUCCGUGUCGGCGGCCGACCGGGUUCACCAUCUCCCGAGCCUCGGACAUCAUCUACUUAUGCUUCGCGUCCAACAUCGCCACGCCUCACUCUUGAGGCGCGAUCAGCUCUAUAUAAUGCCCAACUGACGCACCGAAUCUGGUCACUUGCGACGCUCAAUGCGAAUCCAGCCGUUGACCUGAUGACCUGCUUAGAAAGAAAGAAAUACAUCGGAUUUCGAUACGCGGACGUGACACGGUCGAUAGUGAUUCGACACGGUGCGAAAGAUACCCGAGUACCUCUGGAGAACGUCAAAUAUCUGGAGAGCAUAAUGAAACGCUGCGAGCUGCGUGUGCUACAAGAUGAAGGCCACAGCCUGAUGGCAAGCGCAAGUGUCAUGAGCAGCGUCCUCUCCGAGAUCUCCAAGGAAUGGGACGAGUGGGAGAAGAUUGCGCGCGACAAACAGAAGCGAAAAGCGGAUUCGUCGGCUGUGAGCACACGCAGUGGAAGGCGAUAA